AUGGAAGCUAGACUAGAAGCAGCAUCUCUAGCUGGAGACUUGGGUGCAUUCCUCCAGCUUCUUCAGGAGGAUAGCCUUCUUCUGGACAGACUGAGCACUACUCAUCAUACAUCAAACAAUCCCCUCCACAGGGCUGCCCUACUCGGCCAUGCUGAUUUUGCUAGUGAAAUCCUCAGUCGAAAGCCAGAACUUGCUCAGGACCUAAACGAGCAAGGUUUCUCUCCCUUGCACUUGGCUUCAGCCAACAGCCAUCUCUUAGUGGUGAAAGAAUUGCUGAAGGUGGGCUCAGAUCUCUGCCUAAUCCAGGACAAAGAUGGGUUCAUGCCAAUCCACACCGCGGUGAUCAAAGGGAAGAUGGUCGAGUUCUUGGUGGACAAGCUGGGUGGUGAUGAGGAGAUACUUAACUCCAAGGAUGAGAAAGGAAACACCAUUCUGCACCUCGCCGUUGCUAGGAAACAACUUCAGAUGGUGAAGUUCUUGGUUAGCAAGCCAGCGAUCCAAGUGAACUCUUUCAACCUGAAGGGGUUCACUCCACUUGACGUGUUGUUAGAGUCGCCAAGCGAGCAUGGAGAUCUGGUUCUAGGAGAGAUGAUUCGAGCUGCAGGUGGGAAGAAAGCAGAAGAGGAAUCUCCAUCAGAAGCACCAAGUCAUCCUACUCAGAGAGCCAUUAACCCUGUUAGGACAUCACCAAUGAGAUCAAAUUGGAAAGGCCACCUUCAAUAUUUCUUCCAUCUAGGACACAAGGCCAAGACAUCACGUCGGGCUCUACAAGCAAAACAAGAGAAUGAAAACACUCCAGGUACAUUGAUGGUGGUGGCGACACUAAUAGCAACUGUUACAUUUCAAGCAGGAAUGAACCCUCCUGGAGGAUUCGUGCAGGAUGGCACCAAUGCUGGGCUAGCAGUUCUAGGUGGUCAACUUUUUGGCUUCUUGAUAUUUGACAUGGUGGGAUUAUUUGCAUCACUAAGCAUCAUUCUACUAUUGAUCUGUGUGGUCCCAAGGACGAAGUGGAUACUGACGAACUUCUUGAAGUUGGUGUGGGAUCUUCGGAAUCGCGAUGAAUUGGUUAUUGAUUCGAUUCAGCUUCUAUUUACUAAGGAAAUUGGGAUGCUUGAGAAAAAGAAGAAUGGAUGGAGCAAAUAUUACACCGAUGGGAGUUGGCGCAGCUAUCAAAAGAAUAGUCAUUGUCGUCGGUGUCCUUGUAGUUGUAGGUUUUAUUGA
This is a messenger RNA of Elaeis guineensis (African oil palm), 1221 nucleotides long. The record is from RefSeq and is a predicted model, not a curated record. NCBI's taxonomy places the organism in Eukaryota, Viridiplantae, Streptophyta, Magnoliopsida, Arecales, Arecaceae.